Messenger RNA from Paramuricea clavata, 1286 nucleotides. Lineage: Eukaryota; Metazoa; Cnidaria; Anthozoa; Malacalcyonacea; Plexauridae. The record is from the annotation of a GenBank genome assembly.
AUGAGCAGUUAUUCUGCUCUUGAUAAUAGCAGUCAUAGUAUUAGUUAUGGAGGCAUCGACAUUCGGGGCAUUAAUGAUAGCAAUGACAAUGAUAUCAAUCUUGAUGAUGGAAGUGGUGAUGACAGUGAUGGUUACAAUGGUAAUAAUGAUGGUGGUGACUGUGGUAAUAAUGGCAAUGGUAAUAAUGGUGAUGAUGGUGGUGAUGGAAGUAAUGGUUAUAAUGAUGAUGAGAAUGAAAGUGAUGGUGGUAAUGGUGAUGAUAAAAGUGAGGACAGCAUUGGUGGUAAUUGUGGUUAUGUAACGUAUCCCUAACAAUUGUUCCUUUUAGAAUAUCACUAUAGCGGGAAAUUUGCUAGAUUAAGCGUUAUGAGCACAUAACAAUUGGACUUGGCAGAAGCACUAGGGUGUGAGCAUGUUAUUUCAAUAGGAAAAAACAUUUAAAGUUACCUAAUGCGUCAUGACAAGAACGAUUUGUUUUGCCAUAGUUUUGGCAUAUAUUUAAACCCCAUACUCGGAACACAUGUAAAUUAUGUUGGGUGUUCCCAUUCAUAAACGGAACAGCAAUAAAAAAGGAACAAAUUGUUCCUACUUCAAUUUGGUUGUUCCGUUUCUAAUAUGUUCCGCAAAGCAGAACUGAUUGAGAAUAACUCGUAUUAGGAACACUUAAUCUGUUCCUUUUCAUGGUUCCUUUGCUUAGGAACAAAAUGUUCCGCGAAGUGGAACAUUAAUAUUCUUCGACUAGGUUAGCAAACUGGAAAAAUUUAUUAUGCACAUAUUGCUAGCUUCUGUUGUUCCAUUUUAUUGUUCCCUCUAUUUUAAUUUUGCCGUUAUUUCGCAAAAUAACACAUAAUAUAUUGCACUUGGGACUAUUUAUUUAACGUAUAAGAUUCAUACAUCGCAUAUGCACACUAAUGCGUGUCGUGUUCACUAUAAAAACCAAAGUAAUUUGAUCGCUAUAAGCAUUUUGUCCAGUUUUUUUGUUUGCACAAAGAAAAUCUAAAGUACAUUGGAAAUCAGUGGAUGGUGCGUUUACUAAACAGAGACGAUUGCAUUUGGUCAAAGACAGAGAUGGGUUAGAUCAUUGUCCAGUAACAGGCUGCGAGCAUCCAGGAUUUGCAAGUCAAAGAGGUUGUCGUAAACAUGUGAAAAUAAAACAUGGUUGGUAUUACUAUUUCGACGAGAAGCCCAAUGUAUCGAUCGACCUUUUCGACACUUCACCGUCUGCUGCGAAUGGAACUAAUGAAAAAGCUUCGAGAACAGUUCCUGGCUGCUUUACAGAUAACUAA